AUGGAUAAACCGACCCGUCUGGCUUAUGAGGAGGCCAUGAGGGCUCAUUUUCAACAUCAUUGUCAAAUUGCCAAAGCGAUCAAUAGCAUCAGAGUGCACGCCUCAGUCACCUCGCUCACCAGUUUGACUGUUGUGCACCCCGAUCAUCCCCAGCAGGUCAUGGAAGUUCUGACGAAGAGCUUGCCUGAAUGGGCCGAGGCCAUUGUCGCCAAUCACCCCGAAGUCACCACUCGGAUGCCCCCCCAGACCUCCAACUUUGUCUGGGUUGAUGGUCGCAAGCGACGGACCGCUCAUUCAUUGGACGCCCCACCCAGCAAGCGCAACACUGGUCCUGAAUUCACAACCCCUCCAAACAGGACCGCGGCGACGGGGCCUCGCUUGAGCCCGAGCGACGUGGAUGACAUUGAAGUCAUCCAGAUAUCCUUGGGGACGGCCGCCACCUCGAACCACACCGAGCCGAUGGCCCCUGCCUCUCCGGAGUUAGAGAGUCAUCACAUGGAGACGUAUCUCCAUGUGGCACAUAUUCACAAAGGAGACAAGCUUACUCGGGCGCGCUUGUUAAAUCACGGAAUUGUGCAUUGGUCGUUCUUCAGAAGCUCCUCCGAGGUCGAACUGAUCGGCCUCGGCUUCCCUAUAGGCACUGCUCAAUUGCUCAUCGAAGGAGCUGCGAGACUGGAGAGGUUCGAUCACGUUGAGGGCGCUUAUACUGGUGGAAUGACUCCAUCUCCUUCCCCGUUGGUUUGA
Molecule: messenger RNA, 744 nt
Organism: Puccinia graminis f. sp. tritici CRL 75-36-700-3
Lineage: Eukaryota; Fungi; Basidiomycota; Pucciniomycetes; Pucciniales; Pucciniaceae
Exons: 2
Coding region: 1-744 (247 amino acids)
Source: RefSeq, a predicted model, not a curated record